This is a messenger RNA of Amoebophrya sp. A120, 12356 nucleotides long. The record is from the annotation of a GenBank genome assembly. NCBI's taxonomy places the organism in Eukaryota, Dinophyceae, Syndiniales, Amoebophryaceae.
GUUCGUCUUGACGUUUUAGGAGACGAACAAACAUGAAGAACCCGCUCGGUCUGAAUACAAAGAAAGUUGUAAGUGAAGAUUUUUCGAAUUUGAGAUCGAGAACCAGGAAGGCUCCAAGAAAAAGAAAAACGUACGUAUGAUUUUCACGCGGCACCUCGUUGAAUGUACUAGAAGCAAGAGAGCACUACUUCAUCGUCGGCGCGGAGGUUGUACUAUGGCCUGAGUGGAAAGAAGCGCAGGCGAAACCGUCGUGAAGCGGUUCUAAUUUAUCAUCAACAAAAUGAUGAGUACUCUGUAGCUGAAACUUUUUUUGUUUGCAGGGUGUUGGUGCGGGGCAACAUCAUGUAACAAGAUGCUCGGCGAAACACGGUCGAGCCAAAGACAGCAGUGCUGUUAGUGGAGUGCCCCGGCGUCGACGUAUGAAUAGUAGAACACACGAAACUAACGUCAAAUCAGGUUGACACAGUGGCAGCUUCUGCUGGUACGGCAUGUUGCUAAUGUUGGUCUUAUAUAUACCUUCACACGGAUCGGUCCGGGUAAUUAGAUUGAAGAUUUGGUCAUGCCCACCACAACAAGCAAAGGCAUGUGCACGAUACAUGUUGUCGUAUUGAUAUGACGAGGUGCUAGUGACGAGCAAGAGAACAGCGCGAAGGGUGUACUGCCAUCGAGCUGAUUUUAUGACGUUUCGUUUUUCGAUUGCAGACAGUUCGGAGCAGUUUUGCCGCGGCAAAAAGGGCGACAGAAAUCAUGUCGGCGCCUGAAGAUCUCCUCGGCUCGCCUGAGAUCCCGAGCCUCAUGGCGAAGGAGGAGGAGAUAUGGUGAAGAGAAAUGCCUCUACUUCCAAGAUGAACUCAAAGAAAAUAUGUUAUACUCGACAUUUUGUAUACUUAGUAGCAGAAAUCCCUGGGAGGUAUCGCUAUUGCGAAAAACAGAAGCGGAGAAGCAGGAAGCUGUUUCUUAUUCCUUUGCAUGGUAUUAUACAUAGGUAUGGAUGAUUUCUGUUGCUUUCGCUGUGCUAUCCACGAGGACCGAGACAUCUUCAGGCAUUCCCACGGAGGACCAGCUUGUUACUUCAGGCCUUUCCGUGAUCAGAAUCUCCACCUGUAGCUCCUGUGGCUGCUUGCAGUCCCUCUCCCUUGAUAUAAUUGCAUGACAAAGUGACCACUCGUUGCUUCUUAGCAUCGGUUUCGCGGUGAUGCAGAGUCUUUGAGUGUGGGAGGUAGACGGCUUUUUUCGCUCUCAUAGGAGAAAGAUGACGAAACCCGUCCGAAGCCGUCGCUGGAUCUUUCCUUCGGUAUUUCUUAUCAAUUUUGGUUCUUGAGUGUGACUGAUCCUGAUGAAAAAUGCCAGCACACCCACUCAUUUCCAUUUGUACUCUGUUGAUGUUGGAAAUGAUGUCAAUGGUGAGGCAGCUGUGCUUCGAUCCUUGUUAAUCACGAUUACCGCCCGGAAAGUAGCAUAGAAAUAGAUGCACUAACACUAACAACAACAUCUUCACGGGCUCGAUCGAAGCUUGUUUGAGCGUAAGUACGUAUCUGAACCAAACAAUCUUCCAUGACAUCAACGACCUACAUUCCAUGAGCUUUUGAAUGGGAAGACCCAACCUGAAAAAAAUACAAACAGAUCAAUUUCGCAUUAAGAAAAAAUCGAUUUCAUUGUUCGACAGGCGACACGCCGAUGGAGUUCCAGCGGGUUAACCUGCUGGGGUCUCGCCUGCAGCAGGCCGCGAUCUACUCCCUGGUGCUAUCGCUGAACACAGUGACCUACUUGGACCUGAGGGGGAACAAUCUCGACGCAACAUUUGGGUGGAGACUGAUCAAGGCCAUGAAAAAGCGGUAUCUCCAGUUGGAAUAUUGCAAUGGAGUGAACACGUAUCAGGGCGAAGAAAAGAAGCGGAUCAACGUCAUUAUGUAUCACUACAUUAAGCUGAAUGUUUUUUUGUCCGCAUUUCUCCGAUUUGCAUUUGCAUUUGCUUGUGAAAGCAGAUGACAAAAAUAGGUCACGCUGUGGUCCUCUUCAUCGACGCUUGUCUUGCAUUUGAUCCUUCGCAUGAGACGGCGAGGACGACGUCAAUAAGGUCGAGUUUGUGUUAUUUUGUGUUGAAGGCAACCGAGUGAUCGAGGUGGCGGUGCGCCGUUCUUCUUUCUUCUCUUUGCAUACUAGACGGGCCAUCCGGGAUAACCAGGUGCAGCACCUGAAUCUAGCUGGGUUCGACGGCCACUCGGGGUUGUAUGGGAUUGAGGUGGUGGGCGCGAUUUUUCUGGCGCAUUUCCUUCGAUUGAACAGCAGUUUGAAGUCCUUGAACUUUCGCCGGAAUCAGGUGGAAAAGGACGGCGCCAAAGCCUUGGCCCAGAGCAUGAUCGGCAACGCCAGCUGUCAGAUAACCAGCGUGAACGGCCUCGGGAUCCGCAAACGGGAGCGGACCGGCGUCGACCUCCGCAAGUUUCGCAAGAACGAAGUGCCCGAAGUGAACCUCGAAAACGCGGGCUUGGACGACGACGACGUGGUGUUUCUCGAAGAGUGGCUCCUCAGACACGACUGCACGGUGGACCUCAACCUGUCGCGAAACAACUUCUGGGGCGAGGGGGUGCGCAAGCUUCACCGCUACAUACUCAACUCGAAAACUCUCGUCAACCUCAGACUGGACGGGGUUCCCCUCGAUCUGGAGGUAUUACGUCGCUCUCUACUAUGUGUUGAUAUUAUUUUCAAUGCUUCAUUAUUCCUACUGCUGUACUGAGUACGUACUACGUUGCGAAAGGAAAACACACAUGAGUAGGCACUUUCAUCAUCAUCACGCUCAAGAAGCUCAUGGCUAAGUAGAGAUGGCCUUCACGACUGUGCAAGUGCAUGUGCUUUUCUUUUUUGAUUUUGCCAUCGACUAGCUGAUAUCCAUGUCUACGAGUAUGACAAAGACCACGACUAGCGAUAGCGAACGAACGCAUAAACUACACUCCAGGGCGUCUCCUUAAUGGCAAAGGCCUUGUCGCAGAAUGUGGUGCUCGAACAAGUCUCAUUUUACGAGAUGGAAAACAAGAUGGAAAUUAUCUUCAGCGCAGGUCGCUUUUGCACCGGAAAAAUAAAUCGCAGUAGACAGUGCUGCAUCACUCAGCCUCGCAUCUACCUCGCACGCGACGUAGGUCGGUACUUUUUCAUGUAAAUGCAGAACCUUUUUCAUGUAAAAUAGAAGAGGUACCUAAGUAUUUGCGUCGACUUUCUUUGUAAAUGCUUUCCCAGAACAAUCAAAAAAACCUGCGAUUUGCACACAGACGGGUGUCGGGGUGAGGUGCAGCUGCAGAAGAUGAUUUUCCUACCGAUACGGUUUCGACCCGGGCCUGUCUAGGUAUACAAAAGGAAAAGCAGGUAGUGAUGCACAGUUUGGCUGUGGUAUGAAAGCGAAAAGCUCUUGCUCCCCCAGUAUUAACUUGUCUUCAGCUCAGAUCAGCAUCAGCCCCACGACUGAUGAUUUGUCCGCGCCACUGUCUGUACCUGCGAAACGACUUUGUCGAUGACGAUCCGGAUCCUGCUUCGCUGAAGCAGUGGUAAUUCUCCAAAGAGGGCCUUUGUCGUGGACAGGACACUUUUUGGUUUUGGAGGCAUCAUCGUGUUUCACGUUUAUCUUCCACCAUCAGCAUGCCAUGUCUGAAAGAAAGUGUGUUGGCAGUCACUUAAUCAUGUAAUGACAGGGGCAGGGCAGUUUUCGCUUUCAUGAUUUGCACUAGCCAAGCACCCAAAAAUCGCCACGUUUGGAAAAUCACCACUGAAGAUUAGCGCGAUUAAGGACGACCGCAUGGCCGAGCUGAACGUAUCAAAGCAACAAAAGUCGUCACAUCUCUCUGUCGUCCAUUAUUUUUGCAAACGGCAUUUUGAUGGUGGUGGAGCACUAUGCCUUGAUGUAAAUAAGAUGACGACAAGCGCUUUCUUGCUUCGUUCUUGUUGCUGUCGUUUACUUCAACACGGACGACCGAGUUGUGGAUUGCUAUUAUUUAGUAACGAGUACUUGAUGUCAAUGAGGACACUGAAAAUAAACCGCGAAGGCGAACGGCGAUGAGGUGAUGUAGAUUUUUUCAUGUUGAUAGCUUGUCGACCGCAUAUUUGCCAGCCCUGUGAAGUCCGAGAUUGCCCUCUAUUUUUGGCUGCUCGCGGUGAUCUGCCCCGCGAGUAAAACGGAUUUCAAGUAUGGAGCUGCCAAGACGACCUUCACCAACGAAUUUCCAGCGGUUACCGCCUACCCAGUUAGCUUCUGUCCGGCGCUGAACAAUUGUCUUCACGAGUGCCGCCACAUUCUUACGAAAGUACUUAUAGCAACUACAUCCAUCGGAAUUCAUGCUCCCUGCUUUUCAUUUAUUGUUACAUUGGGACGAGCCGUUCUAAAAUUAUAAGUUUGCGAGGGCUACAGGACAGAACAUUCCUCAAGCGGCAGCUUCAUCUAAUACGCAGUAGAAUUUGAAUUGCAACUUCCUGCUUAUUCUUAUUGCUUUGUUUGAUUUACAUUUUCAGGUGCAACUCGCCAUUCCGCCGGGUAUGGACGGGCUAGCGGUGCAAAUAAUGCGUCAUCUCAGAACGUCGAAGUCGCUGCUGGAUCUGAGGCUGCCCGGCUACGCGGCCGCAACCAUCACGGAGGUGCCGCCGGAUUGGAGUAACGACGGACGGUUGCCCACCUGGAUUAAAGACAAGCUCGGACCCCAUAGAAAACACUGGCAGGUGCUGCAGAACUUUCUCGCGGAAAUACCAACCCUGCAAGUCUUCGGAAACGUCAAACUCAAAAACUACGACUCCGAUAGUGCCGAGCGCGCACUUUUGUUGGUAACAAGUUCUGACUAAGAGCCAAAUCUUCACAGGCGAAUUCUCACUUUUUCGGUACGAAUGAAUUAAAAUCACUGGAAAUGGGGCGCAGAAAUUUUUUUACUGUGGGCAUGUUCCUGUGGUCUGAGAACGCGAAAGGUUGGCUAGUGCCAUUUGCUAUGCUAGUAGUCGUACAAAUGAAUCCAAAUGCUGGCACUAAUAAACUGAAAACAGCUUCUGGAAUGUUGCCCGGGCGUGGUGUGCCAGCUCGGCGGCGGGCAGGAUGAUGAAAACUCCUUGCUGAUGCUGUCCCUGACCUGCGGCAGAAAAGACUUGAAGAUCCCCUUCGUCUUUGACUGCUUUCGGCUCGUGGACAAGCUGGUAUACGACAUUGACCUGCUAUGAAAGUGCACAAGUCCCCCUCGCCCUCAUUUGUAAUGCAAAAUACCAAACUCACACGAGCACGACACCUUGCUCGUAGGCACUGUUAGCGCGACAAAUUUUGGAACCUCAAAUAGAUACUACUACAAUCCGCAUACAGAUUUGUCAUGAAAAAGUCCCUUUUCCGCUGUUGCUUGUGUUGCUGUUCAUACAAUACAAAUGAGGUGGAGGGGGAAUUGUGCACUCUCAUACCUGCACUUCCUCGACCAGAAAGCGAGCGGCGUGGCGCAGACGCAGCAGGCAAUCGCGGCCUACCUGCAGGAGAACAACGGGAACCGAAACAUCCCUCCCUUCGUGCACAACCUGCGGCUCCGCAGCCAGAACACCGCCGUUGAAAUGGUCCGCGCCGCCAAGCUGCUGCCAAACUUACGCGAGUUCGGGCUCGAACGGCUGGAAACGGUUUUGGACGCGCUGGUGGACGUUUUCCAGAGUCCCGACAGCAAGCAGGACCUGGAGCGAAUACGGCUGGACCGCAAGUGGCUCCAGACGCGGCGGGUUCCGAAGGUCUUCAGCGAGGCGCAGCGGGCGUCCCUGGUGAAGCUGCAACAGGUAUUGAGAGGAAAAAUCCCCCCUCCCCAUAUCGAAAAGGUAUGUUUCCGAAAAUUUGUCUUGCUGAUUUGAGACCCCAAAUCAAGUCUGUCUUGCAAGAAGACAACGCCGCAGGCUCUGCCGCACUAUGCAGGCGGUUUGUCAUGCUGUUGGGCCUACAGCGUAGACGUUUCUCAUGCUAAGCGCCUAGGCCAAAAGCUCUCUACUCAGGCUUGGCAGGCGCCUGCAGUCCUCGCCAGCAAGACAGAUCUGAUUUGGGUACGCAAAUCCAGCAUCAGAAACUUCGUUUCGAUAUGGGGAGGGGGGAUUUUUCCUUUUGAUAACAGGGCAUCAGCUCCGCGGCCUCGAAGAGCUUCGAGGUGAUGACGAGCGCGGUGGGCCAGGUCCCGAAAAACGCCCUGGUGGCUAUGACGCUCACCGACUUCGCAAACGCCCUGGGCGCGGUUCUGGUGGACGGGUGGGCCAAAAACGACACCUACGCGCCCCAGGUCUACAUCCCUUGCGUAACCACGCCGAAAGAGUACUACUACCCCGAAGCCAGCGGGGGCAAGUGGGAAGGGGGGCAGUUCUACCCCGACGACCUUGGCGGGCACACCCCGCUCGCGUUUGAGCUGCCCACGCUGGACACCACCCUGCAGCUGCGGGAAGUGUCGCUCUGCCAAGUCAACCUGAAGCAACUGAUCGGCAAUCUGCGGUGCGACGAGUGGCCGAACACCAGCCGAGCGCUCUGGGCGAAGCCGCGAUGCAAAUUUCGUCCGGGACAGUACCUCGAAAACGACGCGCCCGGCGGCGGGAUGGAGAAGCUUACGGACCUACCCGGGUUCUCCGCCCUGGAAAUAGACCCCAACGAGGUAGAGCAAUUUCACUGGGACCCGGUGGGCACCAAGCUCGGCACCGAGUCCGUCCUGCAGAAAGCAACGAGCUCGAGCCAGCUACGGGAAAAAAAAUGUUAAAGCAUGUGGUCGUCGUCAUGAUCUUGCGGGCAGGAUGACAUACAUUGACAGUAAGUUGAUGCAGUAAGUAAUUCUGCCAUGAUGUUGAGGUGAGAAGUUUCGUUUGUACGGGAUGAGGAGCGAGAAGCUCAAUAACCAUGCAAGGUGUUGAAGUACAAGCGAGCUUUAUAGUUCAAGGACAAGAGACAAUCUCGAUCACAACCAUCCUCGUCUCAACCAAUUUAAAGUUAAGAUCGUAUAUGUAUUGCUCUUCCAUCUUUCUGUCAGGCGACUGUGACCAAAGAUCUUUUUGCAAUUCAUACAAGAGUUUCAGCAGUGAUUUUCUCCGCGUGUGCCUGGAGUCGCUAUUGUCCAGCCCCACAAUAGCAUCCUUGGACCUGAGGGGGAACGGAUUGGACAAGCAGGACUGUUUGUACAUCAUCAGUCUGCUCGAGAAGAACAACACUUUGCUCACACUGAACCAGAUUCCCGUCGUGGUCGACGACGCGCAGAAAUAUUGUGGGAAAAAAAGGUAUCGUAGAGGGUGUACAUACGUGGAGUAAGUUUUUGACAUGAAAAUAUGAUACAACUUACAUCGUGAACGUGAUCCUAGAAAGCCUCCACGCAGGAGAGGCAGUGCCUGAACUUUUUGAAGCUCGUGUGUGACACCAUGACCAUGAAGAUGAUGUAUGGUCUUGUCUCUGUAGUUGGUACUAGCGUAUUUUUAUUGGUGACAAAGAAAAAAGGGUAGUACGGCAACCUCAACGAUACAACGAUUUUUGCCCUGCAUACCACGAUGCGAGAGUUGAAGUUCGAUCACCACGGCAUUCCGGUGCCCCAACUGGCGGAGGAAGAGCAGAAAGAGAACGAAAGCAACAACAUCUACUGCGCCACGGCCUUCGCCAGCGAAUACGUCACGCUAGACGAGGGAGACGGCUACUUGUUUGCGUCCCUGGUAACGUCGACCAACUUUCCCGAGCUUACCAGUAUCCAGGUGAAGGAUCACGCGGUAUCCGAUUCAACCUUGGCUUACAUUUGCGACGCCCUGCUCGCGCUGCCAUCACUGGAAAAUCUGGACUUCGUGAAUUUGAAGCUCAGGUACAUGAUACUGCUUCAUUAAAUACCAAUACAGCGGUUUUGAGUUUUCCAUAUUCUUAGGUAAGCGUCUUUCGAAUUCGAUGGAUCGCAGCUCCUGAUUCAACACCUGGUACUACAACUUUCUCCUCAUGAAGGAGUGAUCCACAUCGGCAUCUGCAGAUGAACAUAACCAAACAAGUAUCAGAAUCGAUCGAUGCAGCUGCAAGAUGAACAAAAAAAAAUAAAAAGGGGGAUGGUCUUCUCAGUUGUACGCGAGACCAUAAUUGUCAAAAAUCGAUAGAGUCGUGACCACAAAACAACGCUAUCACACCAGCAAUCGGGGCGCUAAUCUGCUGCUGUCAGCGGUUUCCGAAAUUUCUUCGCGUCUCCGCACAGUGAAUGGCAUUCCGCUGAUGAGACUACUCGAAGAGAAGAAGGGUCAGGUUACUGGGACGGACAGCGUCAAGGGGGCCAUACUGGCCAACGAUGUGGUGUGGAACGACUUUUCGCUCGGGCUUCUCUCCAGGCUAAAACUCUGGCCGCACGUCGUGUGGCCGGAACCCAACACCUCUCCGCUAAAAAUGGAGGGACACACCAUCACCGAUGUUGGCGUGCGUGGUCUUUGCGGCUUGCUCAAGUGCUUCACACCCGCGGACGGUACUACUUCAUUUUAGAAGAAGUGUAGUGAUCAUAGUGGUCAUAGAGACAUCUCUUCUGUUUACUUGAUCUGUUGAACGUUUUCUGCUUGGACUCAUUCUCCACUGAUACUUGAGCGCAGCGUAGGCCUGAUUGAGAUGGUGGUGAUACGUAUGAGCACUUUUCAGCCUGUAGCUUAAGCUUUUGCUUUUGACAUCACAAUUCGAAAGUGAUAUUCCCACGCCCCGCAUCUUUCUUUUGUUUCUGAAACGACAGGCCUCCCCUCGUCGACAUCGCUUCCGUUUUUGCAGGAGCUGAACCUGUCGCGCAACCCGUCCCUGACGGAUGCAGCGGUGGCGGUUUUGUGCAAGCAAUUAUCGGUCGAAAACGCUUGCCCGACGCUGGAGAAGCUGACCGUCCGGUACUGCCCGAAACUCCGCGCGCGGACGGCGUUCGAGCUGUACCAGCUGCUCCGGUCCAAGAUUGCACUGACCGCCUUCGGGGAGGCGGCCAGCGUCCAGCAGGAACCCAGCAGCGCGGGGCUGAAAAGCCUGAAGGUGCUGAACGGCAUCGAUAUCGAGGCGCUUACCGUCGCCACGACGGCCGGAAAACCCCUGCCGCCCGCCGUGAUCCGCGUGGACGUCGACCAAGCGGUGGGCAACAGCGUUCUGUCGGAAUGCGACGCGCACUUCUUCGCGCACGUCCUGCACACCUUCCCGGCAAUCCCACACUGCCACGUGCAUCUCCUGGUCACACACAACAUGGACAUGGAGUCCGAGCUGGCAGCCAUGGAGCAAAAGUGCAGCAAGCGUAGACACGACGUCAGUCGAGCACCGACCGGAAACACCGCGCCUUUCGUGCCACCAAUAGUCAUCAGGUACAGGCAGAAAAAUUUACUUUGUCCAGCACGUCCUGUCCAGGUGGAUGUUGACUUCCGAUUGAUCACAUCGCACUGUUUUGUGAUUGUGGAUUUAUGUGGUGUUGUUAGUACUGAUUUUCGUUGUUACACGUCGAAUUUUCAGGUCUAAGCUGGAGCGUGAGCUGAAGGAAAUAGUACGAUUUUUCCGCGCCACUCCCGUGAGCACCAAAGUGCAGCUGAGUGUGAUUCCAAAGAUUCCUGCCGAGCACGGGAUGCACAUCCAGGACGACGGCACCAUUUUCCUAAUGCAGAACCAAGAAGAAAUGGAUAUGGCGUUCUCAAAUGUUACAUUCUCAACUGUUGCAUGAAUUUGUGAUGCAAGAAUGGCAAAUGUGAAAAGAAAGGAAGGACCUUGCGCGUCUUGCAUGACAGAUUUGACACAGAUUCUGAGCCUGUUUGGCCGUAUGAGAAUUUGCCGCGCGAAGCGGCUUGAUGGCGUCGAUAGUCAAGGUAAUUUUGCAUGACAAAUCAUGUAACAGUUGAGAAUGUAACAUUUGAGAACUCCAUAAUGGAUACGGUCGUGAAGGCGGUCACAAAAACGGUGCACGUCAACACAGCGGGCCCCGCGGGCAUUUUCGGGCACCUGGUGGAGAAAUUGGUGAAGCGGAAAGCGCGGAAGGACGCGGCGAUAAGAGGAGGCUCGGCAACCGCAGACGGCGCAGCCGCACUCACGGACCUACCCGCCAAGCCGCUUUAUGUAAACAACAUCAACAGCCAGCGCAUGCACGACUGCUUCCGUACACUGUAUGGAAACGAUGAGGUGCACCUGACGCACUCCGACAUCUACAGCGACAAGCUCCUAGGAAAAUGGAAAAAACAUAUCCUCGCGUUGUCCUGGCAAUUCGAAUUUUAGAAUUUCAAUUUUCACAGUCCGUGUGGUCUGUUUUAAGUAUUUUUAUUUGCAUGCAAUUUUUUUGCCAAAACCAAUUAUAUGUUGUGUUUUGCCUGUGCGUGUCGAUCUGGUGUGCUGCAAAGUAUAAUUUUGCAAGCAGAAGAGUCAACGUUGGCACGACAACUCGAAGUUUUUUCCACAGGAUGACUGGCCAAGCACCGCAUCUGUUUUCCCUUCGUCGAUCCCGCCGUGGUGGGCGACAUUUUGGGUUCGGUCAGCUCCAUGGACAUCCAGCACCUGUUUCUUUCCAUGUCCCCCCUGAGUUGGGACUUGGGUGCCGCGGACCAGUUGGACCUAGCGUCGCUGACGCACCUGAACCUGGCAUUCAACAACUUAGGGGACUCCGGCGUGGUGGACCUGUACAAGCAUUCGCUUCUAUAUCUGAUUUUUUUUUGUUGCACUUUUGCGGUGGAAAAAUGUCGUCCUCUCGAAGCUCACAAGACUGCAACGCGCAUACAAAAAUUCCAAAACCCAGGAACAAAUAGUGAAGCGUGAACGCAGAGUAAAAGCUACUGGGCCUGGAUUGUCAUUGUGUACAUAAUGUAGAAGUUUAGCCUCCAGUACCAGUUCGUGAUUAUAUAUAUCAAUACAACCAAAUCUCAGGUUUACUUCGUUGGUGAAGUGUGGAUCUACGCUAGUGCACGUGAGCGUGCAGGCGAAUCAGAUGAGCGACAUCAGCGCCGUGUGCAUUGCGCACAGCAUCCAGUCGCUGCCGCGCCUCUCGUCGUUGAAUCUGUCCGAGAAUAACAUCACCGAAUCUGGCGCGAUGGCGCUCGCGGAAAGCAUCGGCGGCUCGGAGCUGCAUCACAGCGAGGUGGAAACCAGCUUGCUGAACGUGCUUUCCGUCGACUUGGGCAGCAACCGGGUGCGCGAGCUGGGCGCUCUGAGGUUCGCGGAGAUGGUGGCCAUGCACCCCACAAUCCAGUUCCUGUGCCUCUCCAACAACGAGAUCGCUUUCCGCAGUGACGAGGCGUUCUCCGCACUGGUCUACGCCGCAGCGGCGAGCGCUGCGCUGGCGGUGCUGGAUUUGCGGGGAAAUUUCGAAGAUAUGGAGUUCAAUAAGGUGCCCGCGGAGAUCGUCAGCCGCUUGCUCAACGAGCCGCUAGGAGACUUUGACCCGGUCGAGAUGGAACAGGGUGUGUUCAUUCGCCGAAAAUAAGUUUAUUGCUGGAAGAAGUUCGCUCCUACCAGACGAGAAGUCCAUCGAGUCGUGAUACUGAGAAAACUCCUUGUACGCGUAGCCCGCUCCUCGGGGCCUACUUACCCUGUAGUUCCAUCCUCUUCCACGCGGCGCGGACGGCUGUAAAACCCGAGUUUCCACUCAACACCUGCAUCUUUCCAACUUUCUUUUUUUUUGAACGCUUCUACACGUCCCGUGUCGGGACUACUCGAUAAAAAAACGUCGGCAUUCUAAUAGAUGCAGAUGGCGCCCCUUAAUACCGUUCAUUACAUUACUACUUAUUACAACGUGACAUUGCGUCAAGCCUCGUCGCAGGUUCUGCAUGACGAUGCGCGACUGCUAUCUUCGCAAAACAUUUUUUAUCCACUUUAUGCAAAAUCGAAGUUUCCUUGAUGAAUAUUUCUAAGGCUGCUACUUGACUUUUAUGGUUGUAAGUGUCAUCGAGAAUGUUGACAGAUGGAAAUGUAAAAUUGCUGUACAACAUCAUAGUCAUCUCAUUUAAUAUGUAGUUUCAUUGCAAAUGCUCAUCGUCACCUCAGAAAUGAUCUUCAAAGAACCUCCCUGUGCUUCUAUUCAACAAUCGUCUUCAACUUACAACUUACGUUACUAUCUGUUACUGUUUGAUUACUAGGCAAGAUCAGAAAAAUUACCGCGGCCUGCAGCAUGAGAAUGAGCGGGACCUUAUCGUGACUCGUUGACUCUCAUCCUUCAAUGCUAGUAGUUCAACCUGCUGGGGCUCGGGUUUGAAAAAAGGAAAUGAAACCAUGACACAUAAUUGUACAAUGUUUAUAUAAAAGUUGCUAGCUUGAGGAUGGAAGAGAAGAUACCGCGAUUUGCUGCUUGACGACGGCCGACUGGUGAUCCUUGGAUGGAUUUGGAUAAUGAUAUUACGGGCUAGCUGUUUACAAGAAAAUAUGACCAUAAAGGCCACGCUAAUAUGGCGUGACG